AUGGCACGUUCUGACAGGUAUCUUGAGUACAAUGGUCUUCCUCUGCCAACUGUUUCACAUUCUGAAGCGAGCCUGAAAUACUUCGAGACAUUUCAAGUUCAAGACGAUGAUACCUUCGCCAUUACUUAUCCCAAGUCAGGAACUACAUGGAUGCAAGAGAUUCUCCCCUUAAUUCUUAAUGGGGGGGAUCUCACCCCCGUGCAGACUAUCCCAAACUGGGAUAGAGUUCCCUGGCUUGAAGAGACACGUGCAGCCUUAGUCAUGGACAAAAUCCCUGCACCUCGAACUAUGGUUUCCCACAUGCCUUACCAUCUAAUGCCUGCUUCCUUCUUCUCCUCAAAAGCAAAGGUCAUUUAUGUGACUCGAAAUCCUAAAGACGUUGUGGUGUCUUCAUUUUAUUUCCACCAAAUGGCGAGUUUCUUGGACGACCCUGGAAGUUUUGAUGAGUUUGUUGACAAGUUUCUUGCGGGGCAAGUGCUGUUUGGGAAGUGGACAGACCAUGUGAAGAGCUGGAGAAACACUGACAUGAAAGAGAGGAUUCUACACAUUACCUAUGAAGAAAUGGUCCAGGACCUACAGGGGGCUGUGCAGUGCAUAUCUCAGUUCCUUGGUCGAGAGCUGAGUGCAGAGACACUGGAGCAUGUGGCUAAUCACUGCUGUUUCAAAAACAUGAAGAAGAACUCCAUGUCCAACUAUUCCCUUGUGCCGCAAGACAUCAUGGAUAGCAAAAAAUCACCCUUUCUGAGAAAAGGGACUGCUGGGGACUGGAAGAAUCAUUUCAGCCCUGUGCUUGAAGCCAAAUUCACAUCUGCUAUAAGAGAGGAUAUGAAGGGAACCAACAUUGAGCUCUAUUGGGAUGACGAAUGAAAAGGAACACUGUAACCAGGAAGCUCAAAAUGGACAUACCCAAAAGUGGCCUGAAUAAAAAUUAUGUUAGCUUUUUUUUUCUGUGU
Molecule: messenger RNA, 953 nt
Organism: Chanos chanos (milkfish)
Lineage: Eukaryota; Metazoa; Chordata; Actinopteri; Gonorynchiformes; Chanidae
Product: sulfotransferase 2B1-like
Exons: 6
Coding region: 1-867 (288 amino acids)
Molecular function (GO): sulfotransferase activity
Source: RefSeq, a predicted model, not a curated record